CUUUUCCCUUUUAUGAAUAAUACUGCCAUUAUAACAGGUGCAACGCGUGGCAUUGGACUUGCUAUAGCUCAUGCCUUUGCCAAACAAAACAAACAAUUGGUGCUUAUUGGACGUGAUGAAACUCGUGUUGCUGCUGUUCAAGAGCUUUUCCAAGAAACUUAUGGUGAUGGCCAUGUUGGUAUAGCCUUGGAUGUUUCUAACAAAGAAGCUAUUGAUCAAACAUUGAAAGACUUGAUUAAAGGCAAAACUAUUGACCUACUGGUGAAUGCUGCUGGUAUUUCAAGAGACGGUUUACUUUUGCAAACCAAAGAAAAGGACGUGCAAGAUAUUAUUAAUACAAAUUUAUUAGGGACUAUGUAUGUAACACAGCAUAUUGCAAAGGCCAUGAUACGAAAAAGACAAGGUGGAUGUAUUAUCAAUCUUUCUAGUGUCAUAGGUCUCUCGGGAAAUCCUGGUCAAUGCAUUUAUAGUGCAUCUAAAGCAGGGAUCAUAGGUUUUACCAAAUCGCUCGCCAAGGAACUUGGACCAUUACAAAUUAGAGUGAAUGCCAUAGCACCUGGGUUUAUAGAGACUGAUAUGACAGCAGGGAUUUUAGGUCAACCAGAUAAAAGAGCAAGUGUUCUCGCAUCAAUUCCAUUACGACGGUUUGGUCAAGUAGAUGAUAUUGCUGAAGCUGCUCUUUUUAUUGAAAGAUCAAAAUACAUGCAUGGACAGGUUCUACAAAUUGAUGGUGGAUUGAUAGUCUGAUUAUAUGAUGUCUACAAGAUGGACUCGAUUGGGAUUUAUUUGAAAUGGAAUGGGAUUGACUUUAUUAGAAUAGGUUAGAAUAGUGUGUAUAGAAUUACCAAUAAACUAUCGGAUAUAUAAAAAUAUAUUUGAUAAAACAUGU
Molecule: messenger RNA, 889 nt
Organism: Halteromyces radiatus
Lineage: Eukaryota; Fungi; Mucoromycota; Mucoromycetes; Mucorales; Cunninghamellaceae
Product: 3-ketoacyl-reductase
Exons: 6
Coding region: 13-747 (244 amino acids)
Molecular function (GO): oxidoreductase activity, acting on the CH-OH group of donors, NAD or NADP as acceptor
Source: RefSeq, a predicted model, not a curated record